UUCACAAUGGCGUCUCAAAAUUCAAUUUUGACAUUUACUGGAUUGUUCAUUUCUAUCAACUGUUCCCGUAAUGUCUUUGCCAAGAUGACUGAAGAUACGGAUGGUAACUUAGAUCUGAAAUAUGCAAUUCAGAAAAUUGAAGAACUACAGAAAAUUGUGCUUGCGCAGGACAAACGAAUAUCAAUGUUAGAGAGACGACCCGAAGAGUCAGGAGUGCGAACAGAAAUCGAUUUCCGAAAGAUCGUGAAAAAACAGAACGAUCGAAUUGCUCAGUUGGAGGCAAGGAUCCAAGAGUUAGAGAGUGCUAAAAAAGUUGAAGAAUAUGCUCCGAUUGAAACCAAAGAAUACGAAAAAUAUUCCGAUUCCAAAGGUUAUCCCAUUCGGUCUUAUAGAAACAUAGACAGGGAAGAACGAUUGCUGAGUAUCCAACCAACAACAGCGCCUUUGGACAGCGUGGCUUUUUACGCGUAUUUAUCCUCCAGUAUACCUGCUUCAGUUGCCCAUCGAAUCAUUGCCUUUGAUACAGUUAUUACAAAUGUCGGCAACGCCUACCAUCCUCAUAUGGGCACAUUUAUCGCACCAAAGUCAGGUCUAUAUGUGUUUACCUGGACAAUAAGGUUGUACGGUCCAUCAUAUCAUACAACUGAACUUGUUGUUAACAAUAACAUCGUUAACGCGUUGUAUUUCAAUCCUGCAAGUCUUAUAGAUGGGAGUGUUAGUAGCACUGCUGUUGUAAAUGUCAAUCAAGGCGAUGACGUACUGAUAAGAACCAGUUCAGAUUAUCACAAUGGUGAGAUCAAGAGCUUCCCAAAUGGAAGGUCAUCGUUUGCCGGUUGGAUACUUAUGUAGAAAAAUAUGGUUUAUGUAAUAAAUACAUGUAUCUCGUC
Magallana angulata is the source of this 887-nucleotide messenger RNA. RefSeq names its product complement C1q-like protein 2. Lineage: Eukaryota; Metazoa; Mollusca; Bivalvia; Ostreida; Ostreidae. Gene Ontology annotation, molecular function: protein binding. The coding region runs from base 7 to 849 and encodes 280 amino acids. The record is from RefSeq and is a predicted model, not a curated record. The transcript has 2 exons.